This is a messenger RNA of Cololabis saira (Pacific saury), 3524 nucleotides long. RefSeq names its product calpain 7 (gene capn7). Bases 215 to 2689 code for a protein of 824 amino acids. The record is from RefSeq and is a predicted model, not a curated record. NCBI's taxonomy places the organism in Eukaryota, Metazoa, Chordata, Actinopteri, Beloniformes, Belonidae. The transcript is spliced from 21 exons. Gene Ontology annotation, molecular function: calcium-dependent cysteine-type endopeptidase activity. Gene Ontology annotation, biological process: proteolysis.
CCUGUAACCUGCUUGUUUUGGUGUCGGCUAGUAAUGUAGUCAUUUGUCAAAAAGAAAACCAAAAAACUUCCAAACUAAAAACAGUGGCUGCCGGUUUGUUAACGUUUCUCGGAAAUACACUCACAAUGCUUCGUCCGAGCUGAUGAAAUGAAGCGUGAAAGCGGGAGGUCGUGUUAAUUCUUGGUUUGAGUUAGCUCGCUGGUUCCUGGUCAGAAUGGACUGCACCACGCUGGAGCUCGACGCUGUCAAAUUUGCCAAAACAGCUGUAACCUACGACCAGAAUGCCAAAUAUAACGAGGCAGUGUUUUAUUAUAAGGAAGCAGCCCAGGCUCUGAUUUAUGCCGGCAUGGCCGGGUCCAAGCUGGAGGGGAUCCAGGACAAGGUGAAUGAGUAUCUGGACCGGGUCCAGGCCCUUCACAAUGCAGUUCAGGCCCAGAAGAGAGACCCGCUGAAGUCCCGGGAGCAGGUGGAUCUGGAGCGCGCCCACUUCCUGGUUACCAAGGCAUUUGAGGAGGACGAAAAGGAGAAUGAUGAUGAAGCGGUUGAACUGUACACUCAGGCUGUGGAGUUGUGCAUUAAGACAUCAAAUGAGACAUCGGACUCAGCACUUCAGACCAAGCUGAAGCAGCUAGCGCACCAAGCUUUGGACAGGGCGGAAGGUCUUAAAAAAUCUCAGAAUAAAUCGGCUUCAGGCCAGACUCAGGACAGGACAGGGUCUUCCGGCAACAAACCCAACGGUGGCUCCAGUUCUGGGGGACCAGUUCGGCAGUUUUUUCCUCUUGGGCCAGACUUCAGCUUGCAGGAUCGGCCGCAGCCGGUCCGAGCCGUCCAGUCCAGCGAGCCUCAGGGUCAGCGGUACACGUCGGAGGAGAUUGAGGUGCUCAGGAGUACGUCUAAAAUCAAUGGCAUAGCCUACGUGCCCUUCAUGAGUGUGGACCUGAAGGAAAGAUUUGCCUUCCCUGUACCUUUCUCAGACAAAUUGGGGAAAUUGGCAUUGUCACCCAAACAGAAAGCCAUCUUCUCGCGCUGGGUUCGCCCGGAUGAGAUCUGCAAUAACCCCACCAUGAUCAUGUCUGUGUCCAGCUUCAGCAUCAAGCAGACGGUGGUCUCUGACUGCUCCUUUGUGGCAUCACUGGCCAUCAGUGCAGCUUACGAGAGGCGCUACAACAAAAAACUCAUCACCAGCAUAAUCUACCCUCAAAACAGACGAGGGGAACCAGAGUACAACCCAUGUGGGAAGUACAUGGUCAAGCUUCACAUCAACGGAGUUCCCAGAAAAGUGAUUAUUGAUGACUUCUUACCAGUGGACCGCAACGGGGAGUUGCUUUGCUCCUACUCCAGUAACAGGAAUGAGCUGUGGGUGUCUCUCAUAGAGAAGGCCUACAUGAAGGUGAUGGGCGGCUACGACUUCCCCGGCUCCAACUCGAAUAUUGAUUUGCAUGCCCUCACCGGUUGGAUCCCCGAACGCAUCGCUAUGCACUCUGACAAUCAGUCAUUCAGUGGGGAUGACACCUUCCGCAUGCUCUUCCAGAGAUUUCACAGGGGGGAUGUCCUCGUUACCACAGCAACAGGGGUGAUGACGGAGGAGGAAGGAGAGAAAUGGGGUUUAGUGCCAACACACGCCUAUGCUGUUCUUGACAUCAGGAAUUACAAGCGAAUGCGCUUCCUGCAGCUGAAGAAUCCGUGGAGCCAUCUCCGGUGGAAGGGCCGCUACAGCGAGCGAGACGAGAAAAACUGGACACCUGAGUUGCUGAAAUACCUCAACUUUGACCCCAAGACGGCACAGAAGUUUGAUAACGGCGUCUUCUGGAUUGCAUGGGAGGACCUUUGUCAGUACUACGAUGUCAUUUACCUGAGCUGGAACCCCGCACUGUUUAAGGAUUCCUCCUGCAUUCACAGUAGCUGGGAUGGAAAGCAGGGACCAGUGAAGGACGUCUACAGUCUUGCAAACAAUCCUCAGUACAGGCUGGAGGUUCAGUGUCCAACAGGGGGCGCUGCUGUGUGGGUGCUGCUCACCAGACACAUCACAGACAAGGAUGAUUUUGCACAAAACAGGGAGUUUAUCACCCUGGUUGUUUACAAGACAGAUGGCAAGAAGGUUUAUUACCCAGCGGACCCCCCUCCUUACAUCGAUGGCAUCCGGAUCAACAGCCCGCACUAUCUGACCAAGAUGAAGCUGACAAGUGCAGGAACGCACACCUUCACACUCGUGGUUUCUCAGUACGAGAAACAGAACACCAUCAACUACACACUACGGGUUUAUUCUGGAUCCAAAUUCAACUUUGCCAAGAUCCCAAAUCCCUUCACUCACACAAAAAGGCUCAACGGCCAGUGGAAAGGGAAUAGCGCCGGUGGUUGUGGAAACUAUAAGGACUCGUAUAAACACAAUCCAAUCUAUCAGAUUAAUCUGGAGCGGCCCGGCCCCCUCCUGGUGGAGCUCCGAGGAUCCAGGCAAUACAGCGUUGGUUUUGAGAUGGUGACGGUGUCGCCGGCGGGCGAUCCAGGUCCCGCUGCCUUCCAGAAGAAGAGCAGUGGAGAUUACAGAUGUGGUUUCUGCUACAUGGAGGUCGAGCACGUCCCAGCAGGGAUCUACAACGUCAUCCCCACCACAUUUCUACCCAAGCAAGAAGGACCUUUCUUCCUGGACUUUUCCAGCACGCUGCCCCUCAAGGUGUCACAGCUCCAAUGAAGGCCGAGCUCUGACGCCGAGAGGAAGGUACUUGAACGCUGAAGGCGUUGGAAUAUUCAGAAACCGCAGUUUGAAUGUGACGAGGUAUCUGUGCCUCUUUAAAGCCCCAAGAUUUCACUGUAUGUGACUGCUGCUCCACUUUCUCUGCCUUCUUCUCUGCUCACAUUAAUGGACCGAUUUUUGAGCAUGAAUUUCAAAGCUGGCUCCAAAAUACCACCUGGCUGUCAUGAAAACCCACACUAUCAGAGGAUUAAUGAAGAGGCACUUGAGUGUGGAAUAACCCUGAAGAAUCAAGGUCUUAAGGGAUGGAAUGUUUUUUUUUUUGCCAAAAACCAUCAUCACAAAAAUGUCCAACUUUUAUUUGCAGCAACAUCUCCUACACCAGAUUCUUCUGGACUCAAUUAAAUCUGAUGGACAUCGUGAGAUAUGUGAUCAUUUGAUUGCGUAUUAACAUGAAUGAUUGAAAAAAAGCUGCAAAACUAGUGCCAAGGAUGUUUGUAAGCGAUAGAGACAGGACAUUUUCCUCUUCACACGUCCUGCAUUGAUGCAGUAAACUCCUCAACUGUACAGGAAUACCCAUGAGUUUGCAAAAACAUGUUUAACUUUUGUUGAAACUUCACUUCUACCUUCUUCCACGUUAGAAAAUCAGGACAUUUAUUGAUCCUUGUGAUCUGAAUACACAACUAUACAUGUACAUAUAGCUUGAAAUGUUAACUGGUUGUGUAAAAGUGUAAAAUUUUAGCUUAUAAAUAAAUAAUAUAUAACUAUAUAUACAGGACUGUCUCAGAAAAUUAGAAUAUUGUGAUAAAGUUCUUUAUUUUCUGUAAUGCAAUUU